AUGUCAACGACAAAUACUGUAGUCCCAAGAGACGAAAUCUUAGAUCCGUUUCUGCUACCGCUCCCAGUGUGGAUAAACGACGAGACGGUCAAAGCCUGCAAGCAGUGUAGUGCUACGUUCACUCCACUGCGAAGAAAGCAUCAUUGCCGCCAAUGUGGUCAUAUCUUUUGUCAAAAUUGCUCUUCUCAACGUCUUGCCCUACCUCAACUGGGAGAAUUUACGCCUGUUCGUGUUUGUAACGAAUGCUUUAGAGUUGCCUCCCUUGUCGGAGAGGUCAUUUCUGACGGUCAAACUACACAGAUUCAUGGUGCUCGGGGAUUGGCCGCAAUCGUAGAUCAAGGAAAAGGUACUACCGCUACUGGAAUAACUCGUGAUUUCCGAAGUUGGUUUAAAAUUGACGCCAUAAGUAAUAUUCUAUUAGAGCAAGAGAUAUCGAUCUUGAUAGAUCAAGGAGGGCUGGACGCUUUGAUUUAUUUAUGCAAGGAGCAACAUCUACCAGAACUUCAUUUUGAGGCGACAACUGCUUUGGCUAAGUUCGUGCUUAUAGAGGACCACAGAUCUACUCUUUUCAUGAAGGGUGCACUGCCUUACCUCUAUGUACUCAUAUUUCUUUAUGCACAAAGAGCGUCCGCAAAACAAUCGGAUAUAAAUUUUGUUUCAUCUGCUAAACUGUUGAAAAUGGUUUCAGAAAUCCUACGUAAUGCAGAAUCCCUAUCGCAGAGAAUGCUGAUGGACAAAGCAUUUGAUGCAAUCCUCACAUUAGCAGGCUUUGAAUUAGAUGCUACGAAGAUUGUCUCAGCAGAAAACUCGUAUGAUGAAAUACGUCUUAAAGUUGAGGAAGCACAAGUAUUGGCAGUCAAAACCAUAUCAUCUCUCGCCUUUUACCCUACAAAUCAGCUUCAAAUGAUUGAAGGCUCAGAUAAUGGUCUUACAGGACUUAUACAACUCUUGCAUGCCAAACAGCCGGAAGUCAGAAGAUAUGUAGCGAAGUCUAUUGCUUAUCUGUCAACCAGAAACGAUAAAUACAAGUCAAUGCUUGUACAGGAUGGCCGCGCUGAAUUGUUGGCUUCUGUCAUUCCGGUGGAUAAGGAGUUAGCCGUAGCCCACCAGAUGACUAUAGCACAUACAGCAUGUGCACUGGCGAAUCUUGCGACCAAUGACGACUCUCAGAAACUUUUAAUAGGACAACCAAAUAUACUUCCAAAUCUUUGUAACAUUGUUUUUGUCUUUCUUGACAACAAAGAAGUUCAGCGACAUCUUGCACGACUUUUGGCUAAUUUCGCAUUAUAUGAGAAAAACAGAAGGAGGAUGAUUGAAGACGUCAGUGUCGUAACACCACUCAUAGCAAUCGGAGAUUCUCCUGUGGCAGAUAGCGAAAUCCAUAAACACAUAGUUCGCGCAUUUGACAAUUUGUCGACUAAAUGUGAAAAAGAAGAGAAUCAGGUGCCCAUAAACAUCCUUGCUAAACUUAUUCCUAGCAGUCCGUUAAUCAACCGUAUCGCCGAGACAAUUGCUGAUGAAGAGGUUCGCAGAAGAGCUGCCCAUGUUAUCAACAAACUAGAUCAACUGGAGAAACUUCUGCAGAAAUCAGAUGAAGAGCCAACCGAGUUAAGUCAAUCUACGUCUUCAUUGACGUCCUAUGAUUUCGAGGAAGCGACUUGA
This is a messenger RNA of Paraglomus occultum, 1662 nucleotides long. The record is from the annotation of a GenBank genome assembly. Lineage: Eukaryota; Fungi; Glomeromycota; Glomeromycetes; Paraglomerales; Paraglomeraceae.